Fomitopsis serialis is the source of this 849-nucleotide messenger RNA. RefSeq lists its product as uncharacterized. Bases 1 to 849 code for a protein of 282 amino acids. The record is from RefSeq and is a predicted model, not a curated record. The transcript is spliced from 2 exons. NCBI's taxonomy places the organism in Eukaryota, Fungi, Basidiomycota, Agaricomycetes, Polyporales, Fomitopsidaceae.
AUGCCCCCUCCGGCUCGCUAUCCCACGCCCCCGCCUCGCUGGCACCCCUCUCCGUACCCUCCUGUUCCCUCCGGUUCCUCUCGGGCCCUCCUCCCGUCUCACUUCGUCCCACCGGUUCCCAUCCUCCCCCUCCUCCGUGCCAUGUCAUCCUCCGUGCCCCUCAACCCGCUCGCGACCGUCCACAUCCGCCGGUACUUCCUCCUGCUGGAGGUGCUUCGACAUGAACGGGCCGCCGAGCCACGCCUCAAUAUGUCCUCGCCCGGGACCUGGCUCGUAUGGGGUCACAGCGUCCGCUGGCUUCUGCGCAUGCUCUUCGACUCGUUCUCCCUGGCUACGGCCCACGGCGAUGCGUCACUCCCGUCCCCCCGCAGUGUUCCCUCCGUGGCCUCUCUGCUCGCCUACGUUGACGCCGUGUUUGAGGGCAUUCCCUCCGAUAUCGGUACCGGGACCGCCUUGUAUCCUGCCAUCGCAUGGUCCCCUCACAGGGUCCAUGCCGACCCGUCCAGCGGACAGCCUCCCCCGCCAUCUCCCCCUCAGUUCAUAGACCCUCCACUCCACCUAUCUUCCCUCCGGCUUGCUUCCGAUAACCAAGACUCCCUUUAUGCUCGGAUGGGCGCGUUGAUGAGCGAGCAGCGGACCUCUGCCGGUCGUAUCUGUAACAACGUCGGGUUUGUAGUCCGCGAGAUCUACGACUUGGGCCGUUCCGUCCGCCUGAUCACCGAACCAGAAGGUGCUUUCGGGGGUGCUGCCGGAGGGAACGUUGAUCCGGAGGAGAGUUCGGUUGGAGGCCCGGAAGGUAUCGACAUCACCGUUCCGGAGAUGUUCGACGGAGGGAACACUGUUUCGUAG